Peronospora farinosa is the source of this 5337-nucleotide messenger RNA. The record is from the annotation of a GenBank genome assembly. NCBI's taxonomy places the organism in Eukaryota, Oomycota, Peronosporomycetes, Peronosporales, Peronosporaceae.
AUGAACUGGGACCCUACCGUGACAAACACCGAUGGCUACAUAUGUCCACCCUGUCCAGUUUUUUAUCCUACAGCUAAGGAGUUCAAGCACCCGUUGAAAUAUAUUUCCAGUAUUCGUCAUAUUGGAAUGCAAGCGGGUAUUUGUAAAAUUGUACCACCAAAAGGUUGGCGACCACCUUUUGCUAUCAAUGAAAAAACGUUUCGGUUUCGAACACGUGUCCAGCAACUCAAUUGUAUUGAAGGUCAUUCAAGAGUUGAAGGUCAAUUUGUCGAAGCACUUCGGCUUUUUUUAUACCAACGAGGUGAACCGAUGAAGGAAUUACCACGUGCUGAUGGUCAAUUAGUUAAUUUACAUUCGCUGUAUAAGACGGUGAUUUUACUCAAAGGAUUUGAUGCAGUGUGUGCAAAUGACCAAUGGAGGCACGUCGUACGACGAGUGGGUCGUACUAAAUCAGCAAGUGAACCGUCGGAAGAGUUGUGUCACAUUUAUAAGAGACAUUAUGAGACGACAUUGCUCGCGUUUGAGAAGGAACAGCAAGCCAAAGAGAACAAUUAUAGUAAUGAUGACAUAACAGUGACCAAGGAAAAGGUGAAGAUUGAAGAGAUACAAGCCACACCUUCCGGAACAAGUGGUUGUAGUGAUACCAAAGCGACUCCAUCAUCUAGGGCUCGAACUCUUAGUGGAUCAAAGCGUUCCGUAUCUACAAAUCGAUACGAGGUUGAAACAGAAAAAGAUGAUUUGCGCGUGAAGCGUACACUGUUUUCAGAGGGCGAGCACACGAGCAGCGAAGAGAAUGACACCCGCCCAAUUAUUUCCCCGGAAGAUGGAAAUGGACAACAAGACCAUAAGCGAAAGAUUCAGCAGCGCAACCUUGAGCCUGAAUCACUGAAACCGUCGGACACCCGCAACGUGAGACUUAGUGCUCCAGAAAUUUGUGUUGGACAAAAGUUCUACCGGUUCUUCCCUGAUGCAGGAGCAGUGCUAGCGGAGGUGAAACGUAUCUUUAGUGGUAAGAAGCCACACGUUGUAGUACGUUACAUGGAGGAUGGUUCAAACGACGAUAUUGAGAUGUCCACUAUGGAGAUCCUUAUCGCCAAUGGUUGGGACGCAGGCGCUGCUGAGCUUGCGUAUAAUAGCGAGAUCUGUCAGGUUUGUUUGCGUGGCGAUUGCUGGGACAGAAUGCUGCUAUGUGAUCGUUGCAACAGUGGACAGCAUCUCUUUUGUUUGGAAAAGCCGUUGGCCGCAGUGCCCACCGGUGACUGGUAUUGCAAAGCAUGUGUAAAAGAUGCAACGAACCCAGAUAAACGCAAGACGAACCCCAAGUUUGGAUUUGAUAUGGGAGCAGAGAUCAGCAUGGCAGACUACAAAGAACGUGCGGAUGCAUGGAAAAGGAAGUAUUUCUCGUUGUCAUCCGAUGUCGACCCGGACGAAGCGAUUAGUGACCGACAAUUAGAAACUGAGUACUGGAAAUUGUUGAGUAUUCCCGUCCACGAGCAGCGACUUGAAGUGCAAUACGGCAGCGAUGUCGAUACUGGUUCCAAUGGAAGCGGAUUUCCUCGCUUGGAUCUAUACACAAAGAAUUUGCGUACAGUAUCCAAGCGCUGGAAAAAUCUGACGACUAAGGCAAAGAGUGACUACAUUCGUCAGCUCAGCGAGUUCUUCUCGCAUGGGCUACGUGAGAAUCUGUCAACGAGUGCUGGAGGGGAGAAUCAAAAUGUCGACUCUAUUCAGUCGCUGGAGGACUUGCUGCAGCAGUACGCGCAGGAUGACUGGAACUUGAACAAUAUGCCUAAGCUGCCUGGCUCCGUGCUUCAGCACUUGGACGAGGACAUUAAAGGUGUUAUGAUCCCGUGGUUGUAUGCAGGAAUGUGCUUCUCCACUUUUUGUUGGCACGUGGAGGAUCACAAUUUCUACAGUACGAGCUAUUUGCACUGCGGUGCACCGAAGACGUGGUACGGUAUUCCGUGUGCCAGCGCUGAGCAAUUUGAACGUACGAUGAAGGAACUCACACCAGAGCUUUUUGGGAGUCAACCAGAUUUGCAUAUGCAACUGGUUACGAUGUUCUCACCCAAAACUUUGCGCGAGCAUGGCGUUCCCGUAUACCGUGCUACGCACCGCCCGAAUGAGUUCAUUGUCACGUUUCCGUCGGCAUACCACGCCGGCUUCAACACUGGGUUUAACUGUGCUGAAGCAGUUAAUUUUGCCACGAUAGACUGGUUGCCAUGGGGUGCAAAGUCUUUACGAAAGUAUCGAGAGUUCCGAAAGCUUCCUGUGUUUUGCCAUGACGCACUUGUGUGGACUCUAGCUGAAACUCUCGUGGACAGCAGCAGUUUUGACUUUGAGCACACUGAAUCGUUCUUGCUGCCAGCGGUAGAGCAGCUGUUGCAGGAUUAUCUCGAGUUCCAGCGGCGCGUUGGAGACACAAACAGUAAGAUGCAUGUGCUAAAGCGCGAGCUCAUUGCCGAUUUCGAGAAGGAUGAAUAUCGAGGAACUGUUGGUACAACUGACCCUGAAAUCUCGUCAACGUCCUCGACGAGGCGGAAUAUGGUGGCUCGAGCGUGCAACAGACCUUCAAAGAUGGGAGGUAGCAUUUCAGCACAGAGCACCAGAGGGUCCAAGAUGAUGGAAACUUCUGAUACAUCAAUGCGCUCUACUAGGAUGGUACUGUGGGCAGGUCGUUCGGGCAAAAGUCAAGGUCUUCGCUGCGUAACUUGUAAGCAGUACUGCUAUCUUCAAGCCGUAGUGUGUACUAGAUGCCGCCCACCGCAUGGAAGUAGCAGUGACUCUACCGUUGGCUGUUUGGAGCACUAUCCGACAAUGUGCAAGUGCGGGGAUCCAAAUAACUUUGUGUACUUAUACCGCAACGAGGCUACGCGACUCGAAGAAAUGAUUAGUAGCGUGCGAAGACGGCUGGAUAAUGUCCGAGAAUGGAACAGCGAGUUUGACACAGUGAUGCAGCAUGCAAGAGGACAAGGCGACCAUUCUCCUGGUACGAAGAUAACAGUACUUGACUUGAAGCGAUUGCUAUCGCGUGGCAAAUCGUGUGGUGGUGCAAACCAAAAACGUUUGGAUUCAUUGGAGUUUGCGAUUGCUAGCGCUAAGCAAUGGGACUGUCGAGCUGACCGGCUACUUAUCGCGUUCGAGCCACAACAGCAGGUGUAUCUCACACUUGGCGAGUUUGAGUCACUGUUGCUGGACGCAGAGAAAUUGCUUGUUGAGCCUGCAACAGUUGGAAAGAUUCAGGACGUUGUAAAUGAGUGGCGUGGAAUUCGAAAUCACGCUAUCACGAUGCUUAGAUUAGUAAACGAAAUCUCUCGCGAUGAGGACACGAAGAAAACUCGACCUAGAGCUUCGCUCACCGAUCCUGCGUCGAUUGUUCAGUUGAUGGGCGCUCCUAACAUCUUGCUUCACGGCAUUGUGCGCUUCGGAAAGCUUUCUACGGCCAUCGCUGAUGUGAAUAAUCGCCUGCGUGCAAAGAAAGAAGACGAUGCUGCUGGCAGCCUACGCAGUCAACUUGCAAGUGCAGAGCGGUACUUAGAAGUGCUUUGCAAGGUGAAUGUCCUAUCUGCCACUAUUGUGGAGAGGUCUCAAGGGAGCAACGCCAUGGGUGCACCGACGCAAGUACAAGUUGAACGAGUGUUGCAUGAGGUAAGUGAAUUGUGCGGUCCAGACCUGUAUAUUGCAAAUGCUGUGGUAUUGCAGAAGCUGUUUGCAGCAACUCAAGCUGAGGCAGCAGAGGUGAAUGAAGCGCUAAGUGAUCGCUCAAAAAGCACGGAAGAAUUGAAGGCUCUGCUUCGGCGUGCGAGGGCCUUACCUGUUCCUCCCGAGAAUGCAGAGGAACUGGAAAAGCGACUUGAGAAAUGCAAGUUAUGGGAACAUCGCGCCCAACAAAUUAUGGUUGUCGUUUCUGGAUCUGCUGGAGCUUCUCCAAGUUACAGGUCGAUUGAGGAGCGACCUUCACUUUGUGAGGUAGAAAGCUUAUACGCUCAAGCCGACGAACAUUUUGUGCCUAGUGCGUCUCUACUGCGUCGACAAGUGCACUCACGUAUGCAAGACUGCCGUCGAUGGUACGACGCCGUUCACGCGUUGUUUCUGCGUCCAUCGAAUAGCCAUUUGCCACUGAGUCAGUUCUUGCAAACAUCGCUGGGCAAGGUGCAACAGCAACUCUCACAGACUCCAAGCCAGGCUUUGCGUGUGCAUUCGCAGUUGCACUGCGUUUGUGAACAGGUACUUAGUGAGCGAGCUCAGGUCGUGACUUGCCAACGUUGUCAUCUCUACUUCCACCCCCAGUGUGUGCCGGAGCUAAUCCCUCAUCAUUCAAAGGACGUUUUCCUUUGUGCGACCUGCCGUCCUCUUCCACGAAAACGUGCGAGCCAUAACUCAAGGGAUAAUGAACCACCACAGAUUUUCUGCGUCUGCCGUGGUGUCGACCAAGCGCCCAUGAUCUGCUGUGACUUUUGCGAUGAAUGGUACCAUGCAGCGUGCGUGGACCUUAUGCCGCAUGAGCUUGAUCGUAUCGAUGCAUUCCGCUGUCCACGUUGUUCGCGACGACAGAAUCUCUAUUACCUGAACAAGAAGCUGUUGCGUCGUGACUGUUUGGGAAGACGACCGGCGCUCGCUAGAGUGGAGAGUUUUUUGACGCAACUGAAGACCCAAUUGGUGGCGUGUCCUCCAGGAGCACACGAGCUCAUCGCUUACGUGCAGGCUGUGAAGGAGGUCGAACGUGAAGUCAACAAAUUCGCCCAAAAAUUUGCGUUGCGAGAGUUUUCACCCAGUGUGUUUGCCACGCCGAACUACAUGCAGAUCCAGGAAGCUGCUGUCAUUCAGCUUAUGGAGCGCCUGACAAGUCUGGAAGUUGGGCUAGAGAUGGCGCAAGCUCGAUUAGGGGCUGUGCACUGGUGUUUGCGAGCAUGUGAACUUGUUUUAGGCGCUAAUAAUCGAGCUCCAAAGUAUGCACACCUGGCUGCUCUGCUGCAAGACGUGAAGAGACAAGAGCCUGGUUUUGCAUUUCCUCGUGAGGAAUAUCGACUCAUGCAGCUAACGAUCGCAGAACGAGUGAAUAAGGCAGCUCAAUGGUUACGUGCGACAAAGACACUUGAAGUUGAAGAGUGGAAUGUUGAAAAAGCACGCCGUCUGCAACAUGAGGCACAUGAGCUGGGCGCUUACCUGGAGCUGCCAGCGACGGAGGUGCAGUUUGUUCAAAACAUUGUGACUAGCCAGGAUAUCGAAGUUGCUAGUACAGAAGACGAAGAGGAGGACGAAGAAGAGGAGAUGGUCUAUGAAUGCGAACCGGAUAGUCCAAGCGCCGUUGCUUGGAAGAAGCAGCGACGAUGGUAA